AUGCCUUCUUGGACCCACCUUGUUCGUUUCAUUGCUGUCGAGGACAGCCAGGUUCACCUCGGCCAGCUGGUCGAUACAACCCGCGAUGUUGGGCGCGACAGUGUCGACGGAGUGAAAAUUGCCGCCAAAGUCAUCGAGGGGACCAUCUUCGAUGGCCGUGUGACCGAGGAGGUCAUGCACGUGAAGCAGCUUCUAUCUCCAGUGACCCAGGAACAAUGCAGCUAUAUCCGCUGUCUGGGUCUGAACUACAUGGACCACGCCAAGGAGGGCAACUUCCCUCUUCCCAAGGCACCGAUUCUAUUCACUAAGCCUCGAACUGCGCUCGCUGGACCUUACCCCGCCGCUAUCAAUAUCCCGAAAUGUGCCCAGGAUGAUACUAGUGAUUACGAAGCCGAGCUAUGCCUGAUUAUUGGCAAGUCUGGUCGGGAUAUUCCCGAGGAAGAGGCAUUGGACUACGUCCUCGGCUACACUGCCUCGAACGAUGUCUCUGCGCGAACAAUGCAGAUGCUCACCGCGCAAUGGUCUUUCUCGAAGGGACUCGAUGGAAGUUGCCCAAUUGGACCUGUCUUGGUUGCCCCAUCCGCAAUCCAAGACCCGCAGACUCUUUCCAUCCAAGCCAUCCACAACGGCACGGUUGUUCAAGAUGGACACACGAAGGAUAUGAUCUUCAACAUUAAGAAGCAGAUCUCGUACCUGUCGCAAGGCACUACUCUCGAGGCUGGAACCCUCUUCCUUACUGGUACCCCUGCCGGCAUUGGAUUCUUCCGCGAGCCCAGAGUUGUUCUUCGUGAUGGCGAUGAGAUUAGUGUCAAGAUUGAUCAGAUUGGAACUUUGAUUAACAAGGUGCGGUACGAAAGCCGUUAA
Messenger RNA from Penicillium nucicola, 864 nucleotides. Its product is annotated as fumarylacetoacetate hydrolase family protein. Gene Ontology annotation, molecular function: catalytic activity. The transcript has 3 exons. The coding region runs from base 1 to 864 and encodes 287 amino acids. The record is from RefSeq and is a predicted model, not a curated record. Lineage: Eukaryota; Fungi; Ascomycota; Eurotiomycetes; Eurotiales; Aspergillaceae.